Cooperia oncophora is the source of this 444-nucleotide messenger RNA. Lineage: Eukaryota; Metazoa; Nematoda; Chromadorea; Rhabditida; Trichostrongylidae. The record is from the annotation of a GenBank genome assembly.
AUGAUCCAAUGUGAUGGUGCUGGCUGCUUCUGUGUAUCUGCUAACACCGGUCUCACCGCUUUCGAUACACGCACAUCGAAUAAUAGGACGCAGCCCAGAUGCUCAGGCUAUUACGAAAUGAUCCAAUGUGAUGGUGCUGGCUGCUUCUGUGUAUCUGCUAACACCGGUCUCACCGCUUUCGAUACACGCACAUCGAAUAAUAGGACGCAGCCCAGAUGCUCAGACUGCCAGAACGCCCUGAAAACGCAAUUCGCUGGAGGAGCUGUGUCUCCGGGAACGUUCGUAGCAAGAUGUGAUGUUGUGCUAGGCGAUUACGAAGUGUUUCAAUGCGAUGCAAGACGUCAGUAUUGCUACUGUGUGGAUACAAAGACGGGGAGGGAAGUACAGAACACGCGCAAGCGAACAGGAGAGAAUCAAUACAUCGUAUUGUGGAAGAUCAAGUGA